Messenger RNA from Sinocyclocheilus rhinocerous, 6899 nucleotides. RefSeq names its product collagen alpha-1(XI) chain-like. The record is from RefSeq and is a predicted model, not a curated record. Gene Ontology annotation, molecular function: extracellular matrix structural constituent. The coding region runs from base 14 to 5533 and encodes 1839 amino acids. NCBI's taxonomy places the organism in Eukaryota, Metazoa, Chordata, Actinopteri, Cypriniformes, Cyprinidae. The transcript has 64 exons. Gene Ontology annotation, cellular component: extracellular matrix.
ACGGGUCCUGAACAUGAGGCGGCUGAAGGAGACUGCGCUCUGCGCGAUAGUGCCGCUGCUUCUCUCUCUGUGCACAACGACGCAUGCAGCUAAUCUGAUCAAUGUAUUACGGGUACUGGAGCUGUCUGAAGACAUGGAGGGAGUGUCAGUGGAGGCCGGCCUGUGCAUCGAAAGAAAGGACACAUCAGAAACAGACAUGGCUUACAGGAUAGACAAAAAGAUUCAACUCAGUGCCCCAACUAAACAAUUCUUUCCAGAUUCUGCUUUCCCUGAGAACUUCUCUCUGAUGACCACUGUCAAGGCUAAGAAAAACUCUCAAUUCUUCCUGGUGUCUUUGUAUGAUGAGCAGGGAGUCCAACAGCUGGGGCUGGAGAUGGGCCGAUCGCCUGUAUUCCUCUAUGAAGACCACCAAGGCCAGCCAGCUCCAGAUCUCUACCCCAUUUUUAAGAAAAUCAAUCUGGCUGAUGGGAAAUGGCAUCGGAUAGCCUACAGCGUGGAGGGCAAGUCUGUUACACUGUACCUGGACUGUAAGAAGGUGCAGACGCUGGAAUUGAUGCGUGGAGACAGCCCUGUGGUCAGCACGGAUGGAGUCGUUGUUUUUGGGACGCGGUUGCUAGAUGAGGAAGUAUUUGAGGGUGAGAUCCAGCAGCUCUUGCUCGUGGAUGAUCCUCAGGCUGCGGCUGACUACUGCCAAGAUUACAUUCCCGAUUGUGACAGCCCGUUGCCCUACAGUACCCAGAGUCUGGCUCCUGAAGAGGCCAAACUCAUCCAUAACCUUGAUGACAUCAUGCAGGGAGACGAACCUGUGGAACCAAAGAAACGCUCAAAAAAAGACACCAAAGGCAAAAAGAAGAAGAAAAAGAGAGAUAAGAAAGGCAAAAAAGAAUCCCGUAAGAAGAAAAAGGAAGCUGAAGCUCUUGAAGAAGGUUUCCUUGAGGUGUCCUCUAAGCUGCCGGAGUAUUUGGCUCAAGAACCUCAUCGAAGAACUUUACCAGCUGCAACAGAGCAGCCAAAUCCACCUGUGACGGAGCAGCCCAAGUCAAUAGUACAAUCAUCUCCAACAACAACGGUCGAUCUGAUGGACUCCAUACCCGACAUGCCCACUCAUGAACCUGACACCUAUCAGGGCGAACUCACCAUAGCCACUACAAAGCCUGUGACAGAUCAUGAGGACCAGUCUGUGUUGGCAACUGCAGUUUCUGAGUCCCCAAAUAUGGAGGUGGAGGAAGAGAGGCCGAUUAAAACACCAGAGGUUGAGGAGUUUAGUGAUGACCUUUACAGUGAUGAACACAAUGAGCUCUUGGUCUCCACAGUGACAGUUGGGCCCAAUAUCACAGACUAUGAGAUCUUGGAGAAUGAUGAGUUUCAAAAUGGCUCGAACAGCUUUGAACAGGAAUAUGAGGAAUAUGAGGUUUAUGAGGACCGAUUUGACCCAGCGGAGAGGGAGAUGCCGGGCACAUGGGAUGGAAAGGGCAGGCGAUUUGACAAAGGACAGAAGGGAGAGCCAGCUGUUGUUGAACCAGGCACAUAUUUUCAAGGACCUCCUGGCCCACCAGGACCACAAGGUCUUCCAGGAAUCCUUGGCAUCACAGGCCCCCCGGGACCCAGUGGAGACCCAGGUGAUAUGGGUCCUGAGGGACGUCCAGGGCUGCCUGGCGCUGAUGGGAUACCAGGUCCUCCAGGCACUUUGCUUAUGUUACCCUUCCAGUAUGGAGUAGACUCUCAGAAGGGACCUGUGAUAUCUGCUCAAGAGGCGCAGGCUCAAGCCAUCUUACAACAGACCAAACUAUCAUUGAAGGGCCCUCCAGGUCCAUUAGGUCUCACAGGGAGGCCAGGCCCAGUGGGUGACAGGGGCUUUGAUGGACUACCUGGUCUUCCAGGGAACAAAGGACAUCGAGGAGACAGGGGAAAACCAGGACCCCAAGGUCCACCUGGAGAGCCCGGUCAUAAGGGUUCGGAUGGACCUGUUGGACCAAGAGGGCAACCGGGAGAACCUGGGCUAAGAGGACUUGUGGGGUCAAGAGGGCCACCUGGUCCACCUGGGCAGCAAGGAAUUCAAGGCGUCAAUGGUGUUCAAGGGGCAAAGGGCAACUUGGGACCACCUGGUGAACCUGGACCUCCAGGUCAACAGGGGAACCCAGGCAUACAGGGCUUCCCUGGUCCACAGGGACCUAUAGGCCUGCCAGGAGAGAAGGGCCCUGAGGGCAAACCUGGAAUGCAGGGCCUUCCUGGGAUUGAUGGUCCUCCUGGUCAUCCUGGAAGAGAGGGACCCGCUGGGGAGAAGGGACACCAGGGUUUAUCAGGAGCACAAGGGCCGGUUGGAUAUCCCGGGCCCCGUGGAGUCAAGGGUGCAGAUGGGGUGAGGGGACUGAAGGGUAGCAAGGGGGAGAAGGGUGAAGAUGGUUUCCCAGGGGCCAAGGGUGACAUGGGUAUCAAGGGAGACAGAGGUGAUACUGGGGCUCCUGGAAAUCAUGGUGAAGAUGGACCAGAGGGGCUGAAGGGUCAGUCAGGACCCAUGGGAGAGCCCGGAUCUGCAGGCAUUGCUGGAGAAAAGGGCAAACUUGGAGUUCCAGGAUUGCCUGGAUAUCCCGGCAGGCAAGGCUCUAAGGGAUCGGUGGGCUUUCCUGGAACAGCUGGGGUGGAAGGAGAGAAAGGAAAGAGGGGUCCGGCUGGACAGACUGGUCCCGAUGGUGAAAGAGGUCCAAAUGGUGCACGUGGGGGAAGAGGAGCAAGAGGACCGACAGGAAAGCCUGGAGCCAAGGGCUCUGCUGGUCAUGACGGUCCACAAGGUGCCGCAGGAGAGAGAGGCCCUCAAGGUCCACAAGGACGCGAUGGAGAGGCCGGGCCAAAGGGACCAAACGGCCCUCCAGGAAAGGACGGGUUGCCAGGUCACCCAGGCCAACGGGGAGAGCCAGGUUUUCAAGGAAAGACUGGUCCCCCCGGGCCUGCUGGAGUGAUUGGCCCACAGGGAAAAACUGGGGAGACUGGUCCCACUGGAGACAGGGGACAUCCGGGUGCCCCAGGACCCCCUGGAGAGCAAGGUCUGCCAGGAGUCACAGGCAAAGAGGGAGCCAAGGGAGAUCCAGGCCCCGCAGGGCUGCCCGGGAAGAGUGGUCCUGCUGGGCGUCAUGGAUUCAGAGGAGAAAGAGGCUUACCUGGCACUCUGGGUACUGCUGGUCUGAAGGGUGGGGAAGGCCCCCCUGGUGUUGCAGGACCAAUUGGUGCCACAGGAGAAAGAGGACCUGCUGGACCUGCAGGUGCCAUUGGUCAGCCUGGUCGUACGGGAGGUGUUGGCCCCCCUGGGCCAAUGGGAGAGAAGGGCGACCCGGGUGAGAAAGGUUCAUUUGGUCCUGCUGGGCGAGAUGGAGAACAAGGGCCUGUGGGAUUACCUGGUCCUGCAGGGUCACCUGGUCCACCUGGAGAGGACGGAGAUAAGGGGGAGACAGGAGGACCAGGGCAGAAAGGCAGCAAAGGAGACAAGGGAGAGGGGGGUCCCCCAGGGCCACCUGGGAGCCAAGGACCUCCUGGACAGCCAGGAGCACCAGGUCUGGAUGGAGAGCCAGGGCCCCGGGGACAGCAAGGAAUGUACGGCCCUAAAGGAGAUGAAGGUCCUCGCGGUUUUAAAGGGGCAAAUGGACCACCAGGGUUGCAGGGAAUGCCAGGACCCCCAGGAGAGAAGGGAGAGAGUGGCCAUGUUGGAGCUAUGGGCCCUCCAGGACAACAUGGCCCACGUGGCCCCCAGGGACCCAUUGGGGGAGAGGGUCCUCAGGGCAUGCCGGGCGGAGUGGGCCAGCCAGGAAUGGUGGGAGAAAAGGGUGAGGAUGGAGAAGCAGGGAAUCCAGGAAAUGUGGGCGAAACUGGCCCCCCUGGAGAGAAAGGUGAAGUGGGUGAGAAGGGUGAUACUGGCCCCCCUGGAGCUGCAGGACCCCCAGGAAUCAGAGGCACACCUGGAUCAGAUGGACCCAAAGGAAACCCAGGUCCCCUUGGAUUUCCUGGAGAUGCGGGACCCCCUGGAGAGCCAGGUGCUAAUGGUAUUGAUGGUGGUCCAGGAGCUAAAGGGGAUAAUGGCGAACCUGGUAAAGCUGGACCCCCAGGAGCCUCAGGAGAGCCUGGCCCUCAAGGGCCACCUGGACGGAGGGGUCAUGUAGGUCCUGAGGGAAAAGAAGGGAAACAGGGAAAAAAGGGGGCAAAGGGUUCUGCUGGUGCCGAGGGUCCAAUGGGAAAAACAGGGCCUGUCGGACCACAGGGACACCCUGGAAACCCUGGUCCAGAGGGUUUGCGUGGGAUUCCAGGCUCUGCUGGAGAGCAAGGGUUAAAUGGGCCCCCAGGGCAAACGGGACCCCCAGGACCUAUGGGUCCAGCUGGAUUACCAGGACUGAAAGGAGAUCCUGGCAUUAAAGGAGAUAAGGGUCAUGUUGGGCUGAUUGGACUUAUUGGACCACCAGGAGAAAUGGGAGAGAAAGGAGAUCGAGGCCUGCCAGGAAAUCAGGGAGUACAAGGCCCCAAAGGAAAUGGUGGUGUUUCUGGUCCCUCUGGCCCGACUGGUCCACCUGGACCCCCCGGGUUGUCUGGUGCAAUAGGUGAGAAAGGAUCUAAAGGAGACCAGGGAGCCUUCGGUGCAAGAGGAGAUCCAGGACCUGCUGGCCCACCUGGACUACCUGGCCCACCAGCCACCAUGAUCGAGCCUCUGCCAAUCAGAGAGGGACGUAAAAAGCGAAGGAGACAUCCAAACCGACAAGGAGCCAGAGUCAGGGAAGAGAGUGAGGACGAGGAAGCAGUCCAGCUCAACAUGGAGGAUUUCCUACAGGCAGACGAGUCCCUGGAUGACCCAGAAGGCAUGGAGGAGGUGUUCGCUUCACUCAACUCAAUGAAAACAGAGGUGGAGCUCAUGAGAAAACCACUCGGGACCUUCGAGAGUCCUGCCCGCACAUGCAAGGAGCUGAUGUUGUGCCAUCCAGAAUACAAAGAUGGUGAAUAUUGGAUUGACCCAAACCAAGGCUGCCAUCGAGACUCCAUUAAGGUUUUCUGCAACUUCACUGCGGAGGGGGAGACCUGUCUGCACCCUGAUAAACGAUUUGAAAUGGUAAAGCUGGCCGCCUGGAACAAAGAAAAACCGGGCAGUUGGUACAGCCAGUACAGAAAGGGCAAACAGUUCUCCUAUAUUGACACUGAUGGAAAUCCAGUGCCUGUGGUCCAGCUGACCUUCCUGAAGCUCCUCAGUGCCACAGCUACGCAGACCUUCACCUAUAGCUGCCAGAACUCCGUCGGCUGGUACGACGUGGCGAGCCACAGCCAUCAACAUGCCGUACGGUUCCGCGGCAGCAACGACGAGGAAAUGACGCAAGCCAAAUCGCCCUUUAUCACAUCACUGCAUGAUGGUUGUCAGACACGUAAGGGCCAAGAGAGAACCGUGCUGCAGAUUGACUCGUCGCGAUCAGAGCUUCUUCCAGUCAUAGAUGUAGCAGUAUCAGACUUUGGGAAUAACAACCAGAAGUUUGGCUUCCAUGUUGGACCAGUGUGUUUUAAUGGAUAACACAGAGUGCCUCAUCACAGGACUCGCCAGCUAAAGAAACGAGGCCACCAGUGAUAUUUAUUAAGUAAUAUGUAGACGGUGGGUUUGUGGCAUGUUUCCAAAUGACUUUUAAACAUCUGAUGAGUUGCAAAAGCCCACAAAUCCAUGGUGGCUAUGCAAGGAUGCCAACCAGGACAAACUAAGCACAUUUAUCAAAGGGAAGUCUUUUUUAUCUCCUUUUCUGUCUGUCUUUAUACUGUACUCACCUGUGGAUUAAAUUAUGAGGCGUGACCCACUAGAGUUCCCAGAACUGCUCCAGCUGAAAAACAAAUACAUCGUUUGUCUGUCACCUGCGCCACAGACCGUUUUAGCCCACAGCAUAUAUGUUGAAUUUACAGCCUGUGACUGGGAUCUCAUAUUUGUUUGUCUCAUUUGAUAGCAAUGAUUUGAAAUUAAUUUGCCACUUGAGGGAUCAGCUUCGACAUUGAAGAGUAAAUAUUUCUGAGACCCACUUUCCUGCCUUGACUGCAAUAUGAUGCCAACUGAGGCAAUGUUAUACCUCUUUACUUGUUUGACAAGAAAAUAUCUGUUUGUAAUUCCUCGCUUGGAUAUUCCCUGUCGCAUCAAACUUGCAGUGUUACUCAUCUUUAAUCAGUGCACGCUCAUACAUAAACAAUGCUAAAUAAGGCCCGAGCUUUUCAAAACGCAAAGCAGUUUAUGUGCAUGACUCAAAUGGAGCCCAGCUGCUUAUUAAUAUGUAAAGUAGUCCGCUCACUUAAGCUGCUUGUCUUGUUAGCGGGCAGCCUAGUAUGUUUGCCUGUCAGUGAUCCAUGUUUCCAUGGCGCUAGCGUAUCAACCUUUGCUCCACACAGCUGAAUUGCUUCAUAUAUGUGUGGUAAUGAAUGAAAAAUACUGUCGGAUUGAGAGAGGGGUGUCAUACGAGCAUUACACUGAAGACUGACUAAAUUAUGCUUCUUUUUAAUGUAAACUCAUUCAUAUCUGAAUUUGUGAUUACCAAGUUCCUGAUCAUCAACCUCAUAGGAUUGUGUGCUGUGUAUGUGUGUUGAUAUGUCUUGUUUGUUGUGUGUUCCCACUGUGGUGCUAAAGCGAUUUGUUUUUUUUGCUAUGUGUAAUGAUAAUUUGUUGUCUCAGGGGCAGAGGUAGGAAAAGGGAAGACAUUUGUGGUGCUUAAUACUAAUGGAGGGAGAUAAACACUCUCAGAAAACAAAGUGCUGUAAUAUACAGCCAAUAUGGUGCAAAAUAUAUUUGUAAAGAGCAGGCUUGCCGAUGAUGUAAUGCUGAUAUCUAUAUAAUAUAUUGGCAAAUUAUACAGACGUACACAAAAUUGCUAAGAGUAAAUGCAUUUUAUACAAUGUUUACUCAAAAC